Molecule: messenger RNA, 2652 nt
Organism: Toxoplasma gondii ME49
Lineage: Eukaryota; Apicomplexa; Conoidasida; Eucoccidiorida; Sarcocystidae
Product: DNA topoisomerase family protein
Exons: 34
Coding region: 1-2652 (883 amino acids)
Biological process (GO): DNA topological change
Cellular component (GO): nucleus
Molecular function (GO): DNA binding; DNA topoisomerase type I (single strand cut, ATP-independent) activity
Source: RefSeq, a predicted model, not a curated record
AUGAGGGGAGAUCGCAUCACUGUGCUGAACGUGGCGGAAAAGCCGUCGGUCGCAAAGGAGGCUUCGCGCCUCCUCUCAGGAGGUUACCAGAAUGCGCCGACACAGAGCCGCUUCAACCCUGUUCACCAAUUCGAGUUCUCGCUGCAAAACCGUAGCUGCACAAUGCUCUUCACUUCUGUCCGAGGACACCUCAUGAGUCUUGACUUCGCGUCCGCCUACCAGAACUGGAAUACGAUUCCCCCCGAAGACCUCUAUGGUGCCCCUGUGGAGAAGAAUAUCUCGCAAGAUGCCGGCGACGUCCGAAAGAACCUCGUCGAUUUGGCGAGAAAAGCACAAUGGCUCGUCCUUUGGCUUGACUGCGACAGGGAGGGCGAGAACAUUGCGUUCGAGGUCCUGUCCGUAUGCAGGGAGGCCAACGCGAGCCUGAACGUCUUUCGUGCGGUCUUCUCCGCCUUGACAAAGGCAGACUUGGAACGCGCAUGUCGCACGCUGCAAGCGCCGGAUCGAAAUCAGUCAGACGCAGUAGACACACGAUCAGAGAUCGAUCUGCGCAUAGGGGCAUCGUUUACUCGCUUUCUCACGAUGCGCUACCGCAGUCGCGUCAAACUCCCUUCGCCGACUAUCAGCUAUGGUCCGUGUCAAAGCCCAACACUCGGAUUCGUCGUCAGCCGGUUCGUGGAGGUAGAGAAUUUCGUGAGGGAGGCGUACUGGACAAUCCGCGUCACCAUCAGCAAACCCGACGACGAGAAGGGGGCGAACGCGCCGCCGCUGUCUAUCGACUUCACAUGGGAACGCCAGCGUCUUUUCGAUCAGCUGGCUGUUCUUGUCCUCUACGAGAUGUGCUUGGAGAACCCUGAGGCCACGGUGACGGACGUCCGAGGAACGGAGCGAACUAAACAGCGGCCUGUUCCUCUGUGCACCGUCGAACUGCACAAGAUGGCAAGCCGGAAGCUGCGAAUGUCUUCUGCCCGGUGCAUGUCGAUCGCGGAAAGUCUUUACCAACGCGGUAUCAUCAGCUAUCCACGCACCGAGACAGAGGUCUUCUCGCCAACUAUGGACCUUCUCUCUCUCAUUCGAGUGCAUAUCGGGAGCACUGCCUGGGGAACAUAUGCUCAGAAGCUCGUUGAUGGCGAUUUCCUUUGGCCUAGCGACGGAGCUCGAGACGAUAAGGCACAUCCUCCGAUUCAUCCUCUAAAACUUAUGCAGAGGUCAGAGCUUGAGGAGGAAGAGUGGAAGCUCUACGAAUUUGUCACCCGCCAUUUUCUCGCCUGCUGUAGUGAAGACGCUUUCGGGUUUGAGACGCGCGUGGAAAUUGAUAUUGCAGGAGAAGGAUUUUACGCCACGGGCCUCACCGUGCUGGAGCGACGGUGGCUGGAUGUCUAUCCCUAUGAGCAAUGGUCCGGGAACCGGCUUCCGCGCUUUCUGGUGAACGAACGAGUCAUGCCUUCGUCGAUUCUGAUGAGUGAAAGACAGACAGAGCCUCCGCCGUUGCUGACAGAAGCCGACUUAAUUGACCUCAUGGACAAGAAUGGAAUUGGCACCGAUGCAACCAUGCACGAUCAUAUUCGCACGAUCCAGGACCGACAUUACUGCUACAAGAAUGAAAAUAUGCAGUUCGUGCCCACAGACCUAGGCGUCGCUCUCUAUCAGGGUUUCAAACGCCUUGCAGAGGUGUCCGGUGUUGACCUGUCGCUCCCAGAUCUACGAGCGCGCAUGGAGGCGGACAUGGCUCUCGUGGCGCGAGGGGCGAAAACGAAGCAAGAAGUCCUGGACCUCCACGUGUCGGAAAUGAAGCGCGUGUUUCUGCUUCUCAAGUCACAUGCGGCACACAUGGACACAGAAAUGCGAAAUCGCUUGGGAGGCCUAGAAGACAGUGUGGGCCGAGACGGUGUCACUCUGGUCGCGAACUUCUCAGAGUGCGGGAAAUGCAGAGCUCCGAUGGAUCUCAAAGUGUCUGGUGGCCCUCGUGGCGACGGUAGCGAGGGAGGUGGCAGAAGUCGGCGCCGUGGAAGAGGUGGACGCCAUCCAUCUACAGCAGAACAUACAUCCGCUCUCGUUAAUCGAUUUCUGGUAUGCACGCGACUCUCACAGGGGUGCCAGACCGUGCUUCUUCUUCCACCCAAAGGCGAGCUCGCACCGCACGCAGUCCGAUGCGCCUACUGCAGUUUUCAGGCGCUGAGUGUUACGAACACACUCACGAAGAAGACACAUCAGUUGUGUCCACAGUGUUUCCGGAAUCCCCCGCAAGAAGAAGCGAGUCACCUCCAGGGAGAGGCUACACUCAGGUGCUUUGCCUGUCGGCAUCCCGUAGGUUGUUCCGUACUUGCAUUGGAGACUGCGAAGGACAGAUUUGACUUUGCUGUGUGCCGACUUUUUUCUUUUCUUGUUAGCUUUCUCUUACAGUUAUAUACGCGCUGGAACGUGUCCUACAUAGGCAGACACCGUCAGUCACACAUGCUCACGAUGGUUCAGUUUGUGUUUGAAUAUUGGCAGAGGUACAUUCACGCUCCGCAUAUGCUGCAUUCCCUCUCUUUGUCAGUUCCAAUGGAAACCACUUUUUCUUCUUGUCUAUGCUUUGCAGACAUGUUCGCUGGCCCGCCGGGCUCGGGAUUCAUGAACCGUGGGUGCCUUUGUUUGCUCCCCGGACAAUAA